Messenger RNA from Morone saxatilis (striped sea-bass), 1299 nucleotides. It is a transcript of the gene oxa1l, whose product is annotated as OXA1L mitochondrial inner membrane protein. The record is from RefSeq and is a predicted model, not a curated record. Gene Ontology annotation, biological process: protein insertion into mitochondrial inner membrane from matrix; mitochondrial respiratory chain complex IV assembly. Bases 1 to 1275 code for a protein of 424 amino acids. Lineage: Eukaryota; Metazoa; Chordata; Actinopteri; Moronidae. Gene Ontology annotation, molecular function: membrane insertase activity. The transcript has 10 exons. Gene Ontology annotation, cellular component: mitochondrial inner membrane.
AUGAGGCAAAUCCCACCUAAUGAUCGAAUACUGGCUGCUCCAGUUGUGGAAGCUUCUGGCCUUCUAGUGUCUCUGCCCGCUGACCCCACCCCCAUUUUUGCGCAACCAAUCACUGAACAGAUCCCAGUUGAAAGAGUUUCAGUACCAGUAGUGGACAUCUCUCCCCCUCCUUCGGUCUUGGUUUCCUCUUCAGAGCCCGCGUCCACCGACCCCUCCCCUGUUUUAACGCAUCCAGCCAUCGAGCAUGUGACUGAUGCUGUGCCGACUGCAGCGGAGGUCUUGCAGGCUGCCAGUAGAGAAGCCAGUUUAACAGAGCUCGGGUUGGCCCAGUACACACCAGUGGGGAUGGUCCAGAACUUCUUAGACUCCAUGCACUUGGAUCUUGGUUUGCCCUGGUGGGGGGCCAUAGUUGUAGCAACGGUGUUUGUUCGUUUGGCUGUGUUUCCGGUCAUUGUGAGCACCCAGAAGGAGGCAGCCAAGACGCACAAUUUGUUGCCUGAGAUGACCAAAAUCAAUAGCAGGCUGGACGAGGCAGUAGAAAGUGGAGACAAAGUUAAAUUUGCCAAAAUCUACUCUGAAAUGAACUUGUUCCAGAAGGAGCAUGAUGUAAAAGAUCGCAGUGGCUUCCUCGUUCCUAUGCUGCAGGGACCAAUCUUCAUGUCUUUCUUCUUGGCACUGAGGGAGAUGGCCCAUCUGCCGGUGCCCAGCUUGCAGACCGGAGGCAUGCUCUGGUUUCCAGACCUGACAGCAGCAGAUCCUUUUUAUAUCCUGCCUUUGGCUUCCACUGGAACCAUGUUCUUAAUCAUGCAGUUGGGUAUAAAGUCUAAUAUAGAUAGCCCCUAUGGGCGAGCCCUGAAGUAUACGUCCAGGCUCAUGCCCUUUCUCGUCUUCCCCCUCACCAUGAACUUCCCCGCGGCGGUGUUUACCUACUGGCUGACCUCCAACUGCUUCUCCUUGGGUCAACUCGCUCUACUCAGACACCCCUCGGUUAAACAUAUCUUGGGGAUCCCAGAGAGGAUCCAACACCCACCCUCCAACCUGCCACGUCAAAACAUGAUCGAAAGCAUGAUGAAGAGCUGGAGAAAGGGUCAGCUGGUCAUGGAGAUGGAAGAGAAGGAAAGGAGAACCAAAAAUCAACUGGACCUCACAGAUAAUGGUCCUUCUUCUUUUCAGACUUUUAACCACAAUCCUCUCGAACAGACUCCACCUGUAGCGUCAGAUAAAGACAAGGAAGCUGGUGGCAAGGCGAGGCCAUGGAAGGACACAAUUGGAUAGAUCAGACUGGCUGACUGCUUGACA